Messenger RNA from Aedes aegypti (yellow fever mosquito), 2312 nucleotides. RefSeq names its product probable cytochrome P450 6g2. The record is from RefSeq and is a predicted model, not a curated record. Gene Ontology annotation, molecular function: monooxygenase activity; heme binding; iron ion binding. Bases 85 to 1617 code for a protein of 510 amino acids. NCBI's taxonomy places the organism in Eukaryota, Metazoa, Arthropoda, Insecta, Diptera, Culicidae. The transcript is spliced from 7 exons.
AUUCGUGCAUCCAAUAAUCAGUUUGUUUCAAGCCACCGUCCUAAUCGAACCUUACGCAGUGCCAGUGCCAGUGCUGAACACAAAAUGAUACUAACCACCGUUUUCCUCAUCGGAUUGCUGUAUAAAAAUCCGGUGGCGUUCUUCUUGGUAAUUGUAGCUGGACUGCUGGUGCGUGAGCUAAUCAAGUACCACUUCAGACACUGGGAACGCUGCAAUGUCCCCGGGCCGAAACCUUCGCUGAUCUUCGGCAACAUCGCGUCGAACAUCUUCCUGAGGCAGCAUUUUGCCGAAAUGAUCGAUGGCUGGUACAACAAAUUUCCCAAUGCGCCCUUCAUUGGGUUUUACAAGAUUUUUAAACCCUCGGUGAUGAUUCGAGACCCGGAGAUGAUCAAGAACGUCCUGGUGCGGGAUCAAGCGUGCUUCUCGGCCAAUGAUUUUGCUUUUGACGAAAAACUGGACCCACUGUUGGCCCACAACCCAUUUAUGGUGUCCGGUGAGCGGUGGAAAAAGUCCCGGCAGCUGUUGACUCCGAUCUUCACCGGGAGCAAGAUGAAGCAGCUGUUUCCAAUCAUGGACGAAAUCAGCAGCCAAUUCGUGAACUUUGUCGGACGUCAGUGCGGUCGCGAGGUGGAAGCCAAAUCGAUAUCGGCGGCCUAUACGACUCAAAACGUUGCCGGAUGUGCAUUCAGUUUGGACGCAGAUUGUUUCAAUAAUCCCAACAGCGAAUGGCGCGUGAUGGGCAAGAAGAUAUUUCAGCCGACGUUACUGGCCGGAAUAAAGUUCAUGCUGAUGCUGUUUGUUCCAUCGGUGACCUGGUUCAUUCCGGUUCCGUUUCUACCGAAGGAAGUUGAUCGAUGGAUGCGUAAACUGGUGUCGACUUUGCUGCAAGAGCGAAAAACUAAACAACCGGAACGGGAUGACCAGUUGCAAUCGUUGCUUAAGACCAAGUCUGCUGAACUCACAGAAGAGCAGAUUGCUGGCCAUUCUUUAGCGUUCUUCUCCGAAGGGUUCGAAACUUCCAGCACCACAAUGGGAUUUGCCAUCCUUCAUCUGGCAGAGAAUCCAGAUGUCCAGGAAAAACUCUUUCAAGAAAUACAGAACACGCUAGGAAAAAAUGACAUCCCGCUCACCUUUGAUCUGGUGCAGAAGAUCGAAUACUUGGACUGGGUCCUACAGGAAAGCCUACGGAUUACACCACCUGCAGCCGGUUUGCAGAAGCUUUGCACCCAAAACUACUGUCUCAAGUACAAGGUGGACGGCAAGGAAGUCGGAACGUGGAUCAUGCCCGGAACAACGGUGCUCAUUCCCAUUGUAGCUGUUCACAUGGACCCCAAGUACUACCCGGAACCGGAGAAAUUCCGCCCGGAGCGAUUCAGCCCCGAGGAAAAAGCCAAACGUACCGAUCCGGUAUACUAUCCCUUCGGGGAUGGACCUCGAAUGUGCCUCGGAAUGCGAUUUGCCCAAAUUCAGAUCAAAGUGGCUCUGCUGAAGCUGGUUCAGCAGUUCCGUGUUCGCACCUCCCCGAACAACAAACCGUGGCAGUACAAUAGAAACACAUUCCUGACCGAGGCCAAGGAUGGUCUGCAGGUGGUGUUUGAACGACGCUCUCAAGAUUAAUUGGGGUAAAUCAUGAUCAAUGAUUAUUUUAUGUGUUUAAAGAUCUUUUAAUGCCAUACUAUUGAUUUAAAAAAAAGGGGGAUUAGGUCAACUAGGACUAAUUUACAGCAGCUGCAUGUCACCUGUCAGUAUCGAAAAAAUUCCGUUACAGACAAACUGUUUUUAAAUUGCCCUAGAAUAUAACUUUUUUUAAACCGUAGGAUCAUUUUGUGGUGUAGGUAAAUUUAUUUUUAAGGUGAAAAUGAUAAUUAUACACCACUUACUUGUGUCCAGAUUAUGGAACUAUGGAAUAUCAGCGUGAAUUAAAUCCGUUUUUUCAUACAAACCUCAAGCUCAGUGGGAACGCUUUUGGGCCCCAUCACUUUAAGAAGACGACCCAAAUAAACUAGAAGAAUAGAGCUUUGAAAUGUAUAUUGCUCAUUAAUGCAUGUCAGUCACAUGUUUGCUGAUUUUCCAUGUAAAUACAAGGGACAAUAAUGCGUUCAUAUGUCGUACAGAGCUGACGUUUUUGGUUCACCAUAUGGGAAACUAUAAAAUUGAUGAAAAUUAUGAUAAUUAGGUAGUCGUCAUGUAUAGUAAAAUGAUCAGGAAUUAUUGUUAUUGACGCAUAUUAGUAAUUUUGAAAAAAAAUAAUAAUAAUGACUGCUAACCUAUAUGAAAAUAAAGUAAAAAGCAAUAGAAAGAGCAAUCGAAAA